GAACAAUACAGCCGUCUCAAUGUUAAAUGGGAUUGUGCUGUUGCACGCCAAAACCGACAAAGGAAAAACGAGAAAUCAAAAUCGGUUGCUUUGGUGUCGACGGUGCAGGAAAGACUACUAUAUUGAAGAUGAUCAAAGGCGAAGAUCCGCGAAAUGUUCUACCGACCAAUGGUUUCUCAAUGAUCGACAUGGAUUUUGACAACGACUUCACUAUCAAAGUCUACGAUCUUGGCGGACACGAACGAAUACGGGAUAUCUGGCCGAAUUAUUUCGCCGAGGUACACGGUAUCAUGUACGUGGUCGACAUUUCCGACGAAGAACGCCUCGACGAAAAUUAUGAAAUGAUACAUAAGGUCCAACUACACAAAGACACAGCCAAAAAACCUUUAUUAGUGGUGCUUAACAAGAAAAAGCCAACAGAACUUGAUGACUUCGAUUUUUCAAUGAAUGCAGACCUAAAUGCUAUAGGUUCGCAACAGAAUCAAGUAAUAUUCGUUACACAUGUGAAUAUCUACAGAGGAGAGCUCAACAAUAUCAAACGUCCACCACCUCUGGUAUCAAAGCGUCCACAUCGUGCAUCAAAUCCAUUAUUAGCACAGUUUUGCACAUUUGUUGAUAAGAUUAUCGAGCACUAUGUCUUUCUUUCCGAAGGGGUUCAUGCUGCCGAGUUAGCCCUAAAAAUUCGUCAACAAGCAGAGCGCGAUGAACGACGAUUACGACUGAUGCAGCAAGAACAUGAGAAGAGAAACAGUGAAAUUGCUGGUCUACAACAAUACCCACCUGCCUCUGGUAACGGAGAUGUCCAGCAUGAACAACCUUCUACGCCUGUCGAAGGGGAGCGUGUAUCCGCGCACUCAGAUAGAGCGUCAAAUCACGCUCAGCCAGAUUCUAAGCCUGCGUCACCAGGCUCAGCUCAACCAUCUGCCACUGAUACACAAUCGCCAACCGAAACCUCACCACGUCCAGCGACGUCCCACGACUCUCCCAUGAGCGGCGAUGCGGUACUCACAAGACCAUUACCGGUUCCACCUCCCAAGCCAGCUCGAAACAGAGUGGUUCCAGUAGAUGACGGUUCGACACCGCGAUCAGCUCCAAAAGAUCAAAAUAUAUUUACCAUUGAGCGUUCAAACGAAUUGAACACUACUGGGAACUCUUCUGGUCGAGAAAAACACCUCAAUCGCAUGCGUCGAAUACAAAGCGGAUUACAAAGGAAGAAACCCGAUGUGAUUCAACUACAACCACUAGAUUUGUGAUUUCAAAAAUUCAGUCAAAAUCCUUAUGCGG
Molecule: messenger RNA, 1284 nt
Organism: Cylicocyclus nassatus
Lineage: Eukaryota; Metazoa; Nematoda; Chromadorea; Rhabditida; Strongylidae
Source: the annotation of a GenBank genome assembly